CUGACAUCUGGAAUUUUGUCCCAAGGCUGAGCAGCGCUCAAACCCCACCUCUUUCUUCCUUUCCACGUAUAUACCCUCUAUCUAUCCCAUUCUAACGGGUUUGAAUCGAUCGAUUAAAUAUCGAUAUUUUUGUGGCAACUGCGUAAAUGGAAGCUUGCAACACUUCAAACCCAGUCGCUAUUGACUUUCCACUUCACCCGAGCAAUGUCGGAAAGCUCCUCCAAUUGAUUGAUACGUUGGGCAAUGUGGAAAGCCUUGUCAUAUCGCACAUCAACAAACAAGAAUCUCAGGAGCGAGAGAAUAUUGAGUUGUUAUUUUCGGAAAAUAAGCACUUGCUGACUGACGAUUCAUCUCCGUGGAACAGCUUCACUCACAACGAUAUUAAUUUCCGGCUCCGUUUCCUCAGAAACCUUCUUGAAACUAUACGGCAACAUCAAGAGACGUUUGCAAGGCUAAAGCGUACUUUCACCUUUGAAUGGCGCAAAGAACCACGAUGUCAGAUCUCAGAAGAAGGGAGGACUUAUCUUGCGAAUAUUCAAAGCAUUUGGGAGAAAAUGGAAGAAGCUUUAUCGGUUGUUGCGCCCAAUAUUGGUCCAUAUCCUCUUUUUCUAGACAGCGAAUGCGAGCGCUAUAUGGAGCUACUAAGGUCCGCGGUUAGGAAAAUCAGCAACGGGGGUAUACUACGGCUAGAUCACUAUCGGUGGAUCGAGCUAGAUAUGUCCAAGCCACUUCCAUCAAUAUCCCAACAGCCGGAGGAGUCAACCACUCAAGGCAGACCUAGUUCUUUGGAUCUAGAGUCCGGUGGACCAGGGGAUCAACCCUUCUGGGAAAAAUGGCGAUGGCUACUAGUAAAGGAAAUCCAGCUAAUUGCUGUUUGUCUGCUUGUUGCCAUUCUAUACUCGGCUCUGAAGAAUGACCCUCAAACUGGAUUUCAGAUUGCGGCAUUCCUUUUUGCUAUUGGGACGACUUUUCUGGCUAUCUUUCGCAUGUAUUUCGAGCAAAGGGAGAAUAAGGAGGCAAAAAUCAGGCUUCAAUAGUACGAUAUA
Molecule: messenger RNA, 1046 nt
Organism: Talaromyces proteolyticus
Lineage: Eukaryota; Fungi; Ascomycota; Eurotiomycetes; Eurotiales; Trichocomaceae
Exons: 1
Coding region: 147-1037 (296 amino acids)
Source: RefSeq, a predicted model, not a curated record